Molecule: messenger RNA, 1098 nt
Organism: Hevea brasiliensis (rubber tree)
Lineage: Eukaryota; Viridiplantae; Streptophyta; Magnoliopsida; Malpighiales; Euphorbiaceae
Product: expansin-like A2
Exons: 5
Coding region: 47-940 (297 amino acids)
Biological process (GO): sexual reproduction
Cellular component (GO): plant-type cell wall; plasmodesma; extracellular region
Source: RefSeq, a predicted model, not a curated record
AACUGGAAAUGCUGACCUGUAUUCCAAAUUCUCAGGCAUCAUAAAUAUGCCUGGUUUCUUCUUUACUUCUUGCUCUUGUGUCUCAUUUCUCUCUUUGUUUGCCAAUCUCUCAAAACCACAUUUCUUUUUCUUUUUUGACCUUUGCAUGAUCUACUUCAAAAUGUCUCUCUUUCUUUGCUUUCUUCUCUUUCUCGUCUCAUCUGUAACUGCCUGUGAUCGUUGUGUGCACCAAACCAAGGCUGCUUAUUUCUCCAAAGCUUCUGCACUUAAUUCUGGGGCUUGUGGGUAUGGUUCCUUAGCACCAGGUUUCAAUAGAGGAUACCUUGCAGCUGGCAUUCCUACUCUCUACAAAGAUGGGGCUGGUUGUGGUGCCUGUUUUCAGAUAAGAUGCAAAAACAAAGCCCUUUGUAGUAGCAAAGGCAUUAAAGUGAUCAUGACUGAUCUCAAUCGCAAUAAUCAGACAGAUUUUGUUCUUAGUAGUAGAGCUUUUAUGGCCAUGGCGAACCAGGGCAUGGGUCAAAACAUUUUAAAACUUGGGAUUGUCGAUGUCGAAUAUAAAAGGGUACCUUGUGAAUACAAAAACCAGAAUUUGGGCGUGCGAGUAGAAGAAUCAAGCCAAUAUCCAAAUUACUUGGCCAUCAAAUUGUUAUAUCAAGGUGGUCAGACAGAAAUAGUAGCAAUUGAUAUAGCUAAGGUUGGUUCUUCAAACUGGAGUUACAUGAGCCGGAACUACGGGGCGGUAUGGGAUUCGAGCAGAGUUCCGGCGGGGGCUCUGCAAUUCCGAUUUGUGGUAACAGCUGGAUAUGAUGGGAAGUGGAUUUGGGCAAAGAGUGUUCUUCCUGCAGAUUGGAAACCAGGGGUCGUAUAUGACUUAGGAAUUCAAAUUACUGAUAUUGCACAAGAGGGUUGCUCUCCAUGUGAUGAUGGGACUUGGAGAUGAGGCUAAUAGAUAAAUAAACAUUUUACUCUAAUAAGGCCAGCUUUUUAAUACGACACACUACAUAUAUAUACAUAUGUAAAUUUUUGAAUUUCUCUUAUUUAGUUUUAAUCUAUCAUAAAUUCAAGACACAAUAUAUAUGAAGUAAUUCACCUAUCAAA